Molecule: messenger RNA, 629 nt
Organism: Drosophila willistoni
Lineage: Eukaryota; Metazoa; Arthropoda; Insecta; Diptera; Drosophilidae
Gene: mRpS17
Product: 28S ribosomal protein S17, mitochondrial
Exons: 2
Coding region: 83-550 (155 amino acids)
Biological process (GO): mitochondrial translation
Cellular component (GO): mitochondrial small ribosomal subunit; ribosome
Molecular function (GO): structural constituent of ribosome
Source: RefSeq, a predicted model, not a curated record
UCAAUUGUGACUUAUGUUAGCUAACAGAUUGUUGUGCAAAGUGGCGAAAGAUAAAAAAAAAAAAUAAGAAUAAAAUAAAAGUAUGUCCGCGCGAGGUUUAUUGUUGAUGGGGCAAUGUAUGCCCUGCAUUAAACAAAAUGCAUCCAAAAUACGGAUUCGUCGUAUGGAACUGGAUAAGAACUUAAAUAUGUAUUUUAAAAAGGAUGAAUUCUACUUCGCCCAUGACCCUCAAAAAGUGUGUAAGACCGGUGAUGUGGUCCUGAUCCGUGAGCUUCCCGAGCGUCUUACGCGCCUAAUCACACACGCGGUGGAAAAGGUUGUCUAUCCGCUUGGUGACAUAACAGAUCCCAUCACCGGCAAGAAGGUUGUUGUCGGCAAGUACCGUGAGGAUAUUGAAAUGGCCAAUCAAUUAUUUGGCAAAUCGGAGAAGGCCUUCGAUUAUGACAAAGCUCCCCCACGUGGUCGCCUUGAGGGCACGAAGGACUUUACUCAUGGCGAAACGUACAUCAAAUACCAUGAAGAUGGCAAGGAUCAGCCAUUCGGAGUGUGAGCUUUAUGCCAUUUUUAUGUUUAGAGUUUGUUAAGUAUGUAAUUUGUUUUCAAUAGUAAAAGUGUUUUUUUCUAUGAAA